This is a messenger RNA of Ceutorhynchus assimilis (cabbage seed weevil), 2372 nucleotides long. NCBI's taxonomy places the organism in Eukaryota, Metazoa, Arthropoda, Insecta, Coleoptera, Curculionidae. The record is from the annotation of a GenBank genome assembly.
GAACAAAUGAACCUCAACCUACAUAACCUCAAAAAAUCAAAAAGAUUUGGGUUUGAUAAAUUUGAAAAUAUUAAUUAUUAUUAUGAAAUGAGAAUGUGUAGUUGUAGUUAAGUUUCUACAUAAAUAUUCAUUACAUGGCUGUGUACUUCAGGGGUUUAAGAGUGCAAAGUUUCUUCAAUCUAGGUCUCCGAAAAUUGAACUUUAACAAAAGUAUAGAUUAUGUCCUAUCCAACUCCAAUGAGUCAGCCCAAUAUGUUGCCCAUAGAUGUAAACACAGACACCUAUACACUAGCACAGUGUGUUUUAAAAGAAGAAAAACUGCAGAGGAACGGAAAGCCCCAAGGAGAGUAAUAGAAUAUACAAAAUCAAAAGCCGAGAUAAUAGAUGUAUGGAAAGGCAUGACAUUAUUCGAACUAGCAAAAGUUUUAGAAAGCGAUGUCAGUUUUGUGAGGCAAUUAUUUUUAAAUGAAAUUAAAAAUCCAAACACUGCCAUUGAUGAUAUAAAAUAUUUGCAAAAUGGGGUUAGAAGGGCUGGAAAAAGGAUAAGACUUAUAGCCAAACCAACAAAUAAAGUAACGGAAGAAGAAAUAAAAGAAUUAAAACCUCGUCCGCCGCCUAAAAAGGAAGAUUUAAAACCGAGGCCUCCUGUAGUUACUGUUAUGGGCCAUGUAGAUCAUGGAAAAACAACUUUACUAGACGCUUUAAGGCACUCAAGUGUCGUCGAUAAAGAAUUUGGUGGAAUUACACAACAUAUUGGAGCAUUUUUAGUUACUUUACCAUCAGGUGCAGAAGUUACUUUUUUGGAUACUCCAGGACACGCAGCCUUCAGUUCUAUGAGAGCCAGAGGUGCCAAUGUAACAGAUAUUGUAGUACUAGUUGUAGCAGCUGAUGAUGGUGUAAUGGAACAAACUAUAGAAUCCGUCAGGAUGGCUAGAAAUGCUAAAGUUCCGAUUCUUGUGGCAAUUAAUAAAAUUGAUGCCCCAAAAGCUGAUAUAGAACGAACAGAAAAUAUGCUUCUAGAAAAUGGCAUUCAAGUAGAAAAAUUAGGUGGAGACGUCCAAGCAGUUCCAGUUUCAGCACUGAAAAAACAAAAUUUACAAAAACUCACUGAAGCUCUAGUUUUACAAGCUGAACUAUUGGAAAUAGGCGCUGACCCCACAGGGCCAGUAGAAGCAGUCAUUGUUGAAAGCAAUCUGGAUCCAUACAGAGGCAUAUUGACUACAAUGGUUGUGCAAAGAGGUACUUUGAAAAAAGGAGAUAUUUUGGUGGCUGGCACUUGCAUGGCAAAAGUAAGGUCACUGAAAGAUGCUGAUGGUAAAAGUUUGGACAAAGUUUCACCAGGUUAUCCUGUGGAAAUCGAUGGUUGGCGAGAUUUGCCUGCUGCUGGAGACAUUGUUUUGGAAGCUGAAAGCGAAAAAGAGGCUAGAUUGGUCAUAAAAUUUAGGGAAGCAGAGGCAGAAAAAAAGAAACAACUAGAAGAUUUAAAAAUAAUUGAACAAAAACAAGAAGUUCACAAAAGGAAUUACAAGGAACAUUUGAAGCAUAAAAGGUCACUUGGAAGGUAUAGAAUGAAACAGGAAGGCCCUAGGAAACCUGAAAUUGAUGAAGAUAAUGGUACUCCCUCAUUGAAUGUGAUCGUCCGAGCAGACGUAGAUGGUACACUGGAAGCAAUUUUAGAAACCCUAGACACCUAUGAAUCAGAAGAUGUUAGAUUAGAUAUUGUCAACUAUGGAGUCGGACCAGCCACUCAAACUGAUAUUGAACUAGCGAAAGCAUUUAAUUGCGUUAUAUAUGCAUUUAACGUACCUUUGCCCAGUAAUAUUAGGCCUUUGAUAGUGGAAAAUGGAGUGACUCUCAAAGAGCAUAAUGUUAUUUACAAGUUGAUUGAGGAUUUCAAGAACGAGAUCAAUAGCAGGUUGCCCAAAAAAGAAGUUGAAGAAAUCCUAGGCGAAGCAGAAGUCUUACAACAAUUUGAAAUCAAUAGAGGAAGAAAACGAGUACCAGUAGCAGGAUGUAGAUGUACACAAGGUUUGUUAAAAAGAGAGGCUUUAUUUAGAGUGCAAAGGAGUGGAGAAAUUAUUUAUGAAGGCUCUCUAUCAUCAAUGAGGCACUUAAAAAGCGAAACUGACAUAAUAAAAGCAGACACAGAAUGCGGCUUACAAUUGGCUGAUGAGGAGAUAACAUUCGAAAAGGGCGAUAAAAUUAUUUGCUUUGAAAAAAACAUGGUUACUCAGGAAACUGAUUGGGAUCCCGGAUUUUAGGAAUAACUCAUUUAUUGAAUUUUGAGAGUUUAUAUGAAUGUUUAUGAGCAUUAGUAUUUUGUAUAAGGACAAAUAUUGUUUAUUAAAUCAUUUUUUGAACAUUUCAAGAAA